AUGUCAGAAACUAGGCAAGUUAAAAAUGAUCUUUGGCUCGUUUCCCCAUCUGACAUUAUAUGUUGUGGUCCUGGAGAUGAUGUUGUUCUGUCGUGUCAUCUUGAGCCAGCUAUCAGUGCUGCUUCAAUGGAGAUCAAGUGGUGGAAUAAGUCUGAUCUGGUCUGUCAUUAUAAGGAUAGACAGAUGACAGUGAGCAGAGACUAUGAGGGUCGAGUGAGUCUCCCAUUGCAGGAGCUACACAAUGGAAAUGUGUCUUUGACUCUCAGAGAUGUCAGAAGGUCACAGAGGGGCAUUUAUAUUUGUGAGGUCAUCCAUGGAUGUCAAACUAUAAAGGAAUAUAUUUUUCUCUAUAUCAACUCUCAAGACUUCAGACUUGUGGUUCCUACUGGCCCUGUGCGCACUGACUCUGGAUCAGAUAUCAUCCUACCUGUUCACCUCUCACCUGAAACCAAUGCUGUGUCUAUGGAAAUCAGAUGGUUUAAAGGAACAGAGCUCAUUUAUCAGUAUAAGAACGGGCAGGAGAUGAGAAAUAAUGACUAUAAGAACCGAGUGAGUGUGUCCAUCCAGGAGCUGAGGAGAGGAAAUCUUGCUCCGACUUUGAGAAAUGUUCAGCAAUCUGAUUCAGGAGACUACACAUGCAAACUUUUUCAUGAUCGAUGUCAGAAGACAGGAGUAAUUCACUUGCAAAUUGUGUACCCUUGA
This is a messenger RNA of Sinocyclocheilus anshuiensis, 702 nucleotides long. RefSeq names its product putative butyrophilin subfamily 2 member A3. Gene Ontology annotation, biological process: T cell receptor signaling pathway; regulation of cytokine production. The record is from RefSeq and is a predicted model, not a curated record. The coding region runs from base 1 to 702 and encodes 233 amino acids. Lineage: Eukaryota; Metazoa; Chordata; Actinopteri; Cypriniformes; Cyprinidae. Gene Ontology annotation, molecular function: signaling receptor binding. The transcript has 4 exons. Gene Ontology annotation, cellular component: external side of plasma membrane.